GAGGGUCGUGGGUCAAUUGGCUUUCACGGAUGACGUGAUCAUCGUGACCCCCGACGACGUGGUGCAUGCCGACCGCCUGCUGGCUGCGGGGCCUGACAUCGCGGCGGUGCGCUUUGCCGCUACUCGCUGGCCGCCGCCGCCAGGGAUCGCCCCGGACGCCACGUGCAGGUUCGUGCGGGAGCCGUGGGCUGCCCGCGAGGCCGCCUGGCUGGCAGCUGCGAGGGCCGAGGCGGACGCCGAGUUCGGCCGCCGCCACCCUGGAGUGCCCGUUCCGGCUGGAGGCGCGCUCAUCCCCAUGAGUGGCGGGCUGCUGCCAAGGGCGGGGCCUCCUGCGGCCGCGGGCGGGGCGCUGGUUGGCGCCGCCGCGGCCCCUGGGGCCGCUGCUACCGCGCCUGCCGCCGCGGGUCCCGCGCCCGCCGCCGCGGGCGCCGCCGCUGGGCCUCCAGCGCCCGCGGCGCUGGCUCCGCUGGCCAUGGCCGCGGGAUCUCCGCCUGCUGUGGGAGCGCCGCCUGGGCCGGGUUGGAAGGACGACGGCGGCCCCCCGCUGGGGGCCAACGGUGGGGCGCCCGCUGGCUGGGCCUGGGUGCUCGCGGUCGCGAAGGAGGUGCCCGACCCGCAGUUCAGUCUCGUGCCGCGCUCGGCUGAUUGGUGCGUCGUCUGGUUGCUGCGCGAGGGCGGGCCGAUCCAGUGCCGCGAGAGCUGGCAGGCGCGCGAGCGGCUCAGCACAUCGGACUACGGCGUCGCCGAGCUCCACAGUCUCAGCACGGUGCUGGAAGACCUCGCGACGGUCGACGAGAUCCACGUGGCGAACCUUGUCGGGGUGGGCCCCACCCAGCAGAAGCUGCCGCAGGAGGAGGUCAACGCGUUCAUGGGCGGCACGGGUCCUUCCAGCCGCCCAAGCAGCAUUGCGCGCCCCGCGCUGCUGGACGCGGUCGGCAAGGGGCCCGAGCGCGUCAGUCAGUUCAAGAAGAACGCCCGCAAGCUGCGGGGGGAGUCGAAGGCCACCUCCGGGGCCCAGGCCGGCGGCGCGAAGCGGCGGAGUCGCGCGGCGGCCUCAGAGCCGCCGGGGGCGGCGGCAGCGGCGGCUCGGGGCCGCGGGCUGACGCGGCGCUGCCUGUCGCGGACUGCGGAGUCCGUCUCGCAGCUUCCCCGCCGGGCGACUUCCAGCCUCUGGCAGCCAGCCCUGCAGGAGCCCCAGGCUGCUCUGUCCUGCGACGGCUCGCUGUCGACCAGGGCGAAGGUGAUGGGCGUUUCCCGCUUUUCGCCGCCGCGGGCAGGUAACCGCCCUGCGGCGCCGGAGCGGCCGCUGGGCCCCGAGGUUUGCGAUUCCGUCUAUCGCGAUAUUGCGAGCAAGGUCUUGCCCCAGACCGACGCGUUGCAGCUGGAGCAGGACGUUGGCUUCAAGAGGCCCUGCGCGGACCCAAUUGUUCGCGGCCGUCGCCGUUGCGCAGCCUUGGCGGCACGUCUGCUCGACGCCGGAGUCAUCGACCUCGCCAGCGAACUCAGCGAGGUCAUCGACGAGGUUGGCCUUGUCAGCGCGCCCAAGAAGAGUGGGCGGCAGCGGCUCGUCGUCGACGCCCGCCCCGCCAACUUCUGGUUCGGCGCGCCCGCCGACGCCCACCUGGCCACUGGCGCGGCGCCGGCGGCGGUCGAGCUCCCCGACGGCGCCAACCUGUGGACAGCCUCGGCCGACAUCGCGGACGCGUUCUGCAACGCGGAGAUGCCACUCUUCUCGCCCCCGCCGAUGCACGCCUGGAGGCUGGGGCGCGGGGCCGACCAGGGGCGGCAGCCGCCUCGGCUGCUGUGGCUCGUGGACAGCCGGACCUGCCCAGGCCUGGCGCUGGGCGUGCAUCUUGAGCGCGUCGACAAUUUCGCCUCGCUCUCGCUGGACCGCAGCGCCACCGAGCGGACGAAGGACGACAUGGUCGCCGAGCUACGCGCGAGCGGCCUCCCCGCGAACGAAGAGGGCCCCGCGCUCCACGCGCGGCUGCUGGACUGGGUGAUCGAUGGCGAGCGGGGCGCCGUCUCUCAG
Prorocentrum cordatum is the source of this 2032-nucleotide messenger RNA. The record is from the annotation of a GenBank genome assembly. NCBI's taxonomy places the organism in Eukaryota, Dinophyceae, Prorocentrales, Prorocentraceae.